Molecule: messenger RNA, 4309 nt
Organism: Cherax quadricarinatus
Lineage: Eukaryota; Metazoa; Arthropoda; Malacostraca; Decapoda; Parastacidae
Source: RefSeq, a predicted model, not a curated record
CAUGAACAUGUGGGACAUAUAAAUGAUAUUAAACUAAACCUUCAAAAUGGGACCGUGAACUCACACUCAUUCAAUUUGUGAUUUCCAAAAUCUUCUUCAGGUAUCCUUCAGGUAACCUCUCAAAGACCCUUCCCACUCCAUACUUUCCCUUCCUCCACCUGACAUCACUCCCUCCACCUCCCUCCCAGACAUCUCACUUUCCCUUACCAACAGCGCUACAGGGAAAGAGGAGGUCAGUUGUAGUGUUGAGGUGUCGUGGUAGAGCUGCUGUAGAGUUGAACUGUUGCCAUAGUGUUCAAGUGCUGUAAUAGUCCUGUGGGAUUGCUGUGAUACUGCUGAAGUGCUGUAAAAGAUCUGAGAUAGUUCUGUGAGACUGGGUCACUCUCUAUCCAUCAACCAUCCACAGUGCUUCAAGAUCAUCCACCAGUCUAUCCCGUGGACCCAGACAAGGAUACGGAUAGUCUAAGCAAAAAUGCAGCUAGAAUGGAGCCAGAAGAUGCUGGUGAUGGUGUGGCUGUUGUUGGAGAUACUGGUGGAGGUGGAGGGGGCACGCGUCUCCCUCGACCUCUCCAAUAUAAAGGACCCCCAACACUUACAGAAGCUGGAGGAGUUCACAAUGUUAUCAUUUUUCGUUGUGCCCACCACCACCACCUUCACUCUGAUCAUGAACCAACGAGCAAGGAAGGGAAUGUCCGGUCUUCUGAGUGACAGCAGGGAAGAGCUAGAUACCAGUCUAUCCCAGCAGCAGCAGCAACAGGAGAAGGAGAAGCAGCAGCAGCAGCAGCAGCAGCAGCAGCAGCAGCAGCAGCGGCAGCAGCAGCAGCAGCAGCAGCAACAGCAACAGCAGCAACAGCAGCAGCAGCAGCAGCAGCAACAACAACAACAACAACAACAAAGGCAGCAAUACAGUAAAUCUCUCUUCUUGGCCACCAAGGCCAGAGAGCCACCAGGUGUGACUCCAGGAAUGCCUCUGCUGGAUGGAGACGAGAAAGGAUUUCCAUUAACUUUUGGAGAAGGCAAAGGAUCCCCUUUAAUUGCUGCAAAGGAUCUGGGUCUCUCUUUAACUGAUGCAAAGAUCAGAGAAUCUCUUUCAUCUGGUAUACAGAACGUAAAACCGCUUUCAUCGAGUGCAGAGGACCUAGGAAUCUUUUUAACUCAGACAGAGGACCUAGAACAUAUUUUACCCAAUAGAGAGGUUAUAAAACCUAUUUUACCUAGUACAGAGGAUCUAGGCCUCUAUUUAACUAAUACUCAGAACUUGGGACAUUCUUCACCUCAAGCAGAGGAUCUAAAAUUCCCGGUGUCUGAUGUAGCAGAACAAGGACUUCCUCUACUGGAUAUGAAGGACCUAGGAACACUUUUUCCGAAUAUAAGCAAGGAUAAUGUUAAUUUGUUGAAGACCAUACUGACGGGAGAGGCCCUGCAGGUGACACUCACACCUACUGACGAAGACUUUGACGAGACCCUGGAGAUAAUGUAUAUUCUGAGGGCACGUCGCUGGCUGCCUAAUGCCCCUCUGCCACACCUCAAGAUAGAAGCUCUGGAGGAAUCUAGGAGUAGGAUACCAUUGGAGGUGGAGCUUCACCUGCAGGAGCUGACUUCAAGGACAGAGGAAAGUGUGGAGGCGGCUACUGGCAGGCAUUACCUCCAUCAUUCCUCUUCCAACAGGAGCAGUGCCGCCAGCAACAUGCAAGUUGAUCCCCACCACCUCCUGAAGAUGCUCACCAACAUCUUUUCCGUCACCAGGAACCAUGAGACGGCUCCCCUCGACAAAAUGGCCGCAAUGCUCUAUAUUACAAAGAAAUUCGACUCGUUUGGACUGAUGGUGGUGGAACAUGUGUUCUCUGCUGCUGAGUACAUCGCGUGGUUUGACGAGCCUCUUGAAGGACGGAACAUCAUCGGGGUGCUGAGUGGACGCUUGUGGGGGACACCUGAGGACGCACCCCUGGUGAUAGGUGCUCACCUGGACACCGUGGGUGGCACACCUGGCCUCGUGGAUGAUGGUUCUGGUCUGGCUGCCAUAGUGGAGGCUGCCAGGAUCCUCUCUUCCAGUGGAUGUUCCUUUGAUAACACCAUCUUCUUCGUAGCCUUCGACCUCGAGGAAAUAGGUACUCAAGGAUCGGUUCUCUUCGUCAAGGACUACCUCACAGGGACGGUGAUGGACAAGUUCAACAUUACUAAACUCACUGGCGCCUUCAUCCUUGACUGUGUGGCUACCUGGGACCCCAAACCACACACUCAGGUUUUCUCACCAACCUGGUAUAACCUGGUACCUGGACUGGAGGUCAGGUUGAGCGAACGUAAUUUUUCCGGUGACUUCACUGCCGUCAUCUACCGUACACAACUAGACUCUAACCUCGCCUACAGGUUUGCGCACUACUACAGAGCCUUGGGCCAGGAGCAGUACAAGAUAGAGAUGAUGGCUCUGCAGGAGCUGGGUAUUGAACUACCCAGCGUAUCUGUACUUCAGAACAAUUUCGACUUCCUUCGCUCUGAUCACUUCCGCUUCUGGUAUGCCAACCAUACAAUGCCUUCAAGCAAUAUCACAGUCACCACCAUCCCCGCCAUUCUACUCACCGAUACUGGACCAUUCCGUGGGAGGAUGCAAGAAUGUUACCACGGUCCAUGUGAUGGUCCAGAGAUGGUUCAGGACCUGGCAGACCUCGGUCUGCUGACCAAGGUGACGCAGGCGGUGGUGUGGACCUUGGCAGAGUUGGCCCGGGGCCGCUGUGGUCCCAGGGGAAGGUUCACUACAGACAUGAUCUUCAGGUUCCUCACAUCCCCAGAUGAUGUUUUCUAUCAAUCUGUCCACGACGAUUUGACACCCGUGUCCAGCCCUCCAGUGUCCAGCCUUGCUGUAUCCGGCACUCAGACACCCGUGUCUAGCCGUCUUGUGUCCAGCCUUGCUGUAUCCGGCACUCAGACACCCGUGUCUAGCCGUCUUGUGUCCAGCCUUGCUGUAUCCGGCACUCAGACACCUGUGUCUAGCCCUCCUGUGUCCAGACAUCCCGUAUUCAGCCUUCAGACACACUUAUCUAGUUCUCCUUUAUCCAGCCCUCAUGCACAAGUAUCUAACCAUACUAUGUCCAACCCUCCCGUAUCCAGCCCUGAGAAACAAGUAUCCAGCCCUCUUGUGUCCAGUCCUGUGUUCAGCCAUCAGACAAAUGCAUUUAGCCUUCCUGCAUUCAGAUCCCGCAUGCCCAACCCUCCUGGUUCUAAUCCUAUUAUUUCUGGAACUCCCUACCUGACAACUCUAGAACCGCAGACUCAACCAUCAUUUUCAAAACUACCUUUAAAAAACAUCUUAUCUCCCUAACACAGCUAUGUGAAAACCACCUAUUCUCAUUUUAUAUCAUGCAAACAUCCAAAACAAAAUAGACUUACUCUCGUUAUCUGUAAUUCCCCCUAAUUACACUCACCCAAAUGACUGUAAACAUAAAAUUCCUAAUAUAGCUAUUGCCUAAUAAAUCUUAAGUUAGUUCUAAGUUUGCAAUAUUGUUUUAUGUUUUGUACUACCUCACUAUUAGAAAUCUAAUUAAUCACUUCAGUUACCUAACUUUUAUAUCAAUAUGCAAUAAGGUAUAUUAGAACGUACUGUUCCAUAACCUGUUGUCAAUAUGGUGUAAGAAUUAGGAUCAGUCUGCCCGAAAUGCCUAGGCAUGCUAGAGGCCUUCCUUGUAAUUAAUAUUUUAUAUGUAAACCACACAUUGUAAGUUUUGCAGGGAAAUAAACAUUUUCAUUUUCAUUUCAUUUUCACAUCUGUUUUUAUCCCUCCUUUUUCCAUCCUGUGUUAGUUCUAGCCCUCCUGUUUCCAGCCCUCUUAUUCCCGGUCCUCCUUUUCCAGCCGUCAUUCAUACAUGCACUGUCUCCAGGCACUUACGUCCAGCCCUCAGACACCCGUGUACAACUCUCGGAUACCCGUAUCCACCUCUAGAACACGUGUAUCAAGCCAUCAUACAUCUCUAUUCAGUCCUUAUACACCCGUAUCCAGCACUCAAACACUUGUGUCCAGCCAUCAGAAUCACGUGUUGGGUCUUCUGUCACCCGUGUUCAACCCUCAGGCACCUGUGUUCGGCCCUCGUACACCUAUGUCCAGGCUUCGGGCACCCAUGUCUAUCCCUUAGAUACCCAAAUUCUGCCCUCGGACACUAGUAUCCACCAUUCAGAACUACGCGUGCAGUCCUCGGUCAUCAGUGUUCAGCUCUCAGACAUCACAGAAGUCUCCUGGAUCUUCCUCGUCUUUAGUUUCAUCCCAUUCGUUCCUACCAACUUCUAGCCGUUGUUGGUCCCAUCAUGGUCGAAGCUGUUU